AAUUAUUAAACCCUCGUUCAACCCAACGUGGUCGCUAGUAAUUCAAGCGUGCCUCUUGGACGUGAGAUCUGGUUUUGUUACUUUUCUUUCGUCAGAUUUCGUUCUGCGUUUGGUGUCGUCUCCGAUCGGGCUUCUCCGUUCUGGGUGUCCCUCAUAUUCUUUUGCAAGGCCUCGUGCUCGCUGUCGUCGUCGUCGAAGUGAGAUCCAGAAGAUGCACCGUAAACUUGACAAUGGCAUCUUAGUUGCUCAGCUCCAUUCGAGAAAGAAGAUCUGGAGCAGGGGUUUAGCGUUGGGAGUGUUGGUGUUUGCUCUCGUCUUCGUAUCUGUCUCUGCAGACGAUGUUGUUGUGCUCACCGAAGAUAACUUUGAGAAGGAGGUUGGUCAGGACAGAGGAGCACUCGUUGAGUUCUACGCUCCUUGGUGUGGGCACUGUAAAAAGCUUGCCCCUGAAUAUGAAAAGCUCGGUUCCAGCUUCAAGAAAGCUAAAUCUGUUUUAAUUGGCAAGGUGGACUGUGAUGAACACAAGAGUGUUUGCAGCAAAUAUGGUGUCUCUGGGUACCCAACAAUUCAGUGGUUCCCAAAGGGAUCUUUGGAACCCAAAAAGUACGAGGGGCCACGCACUGCAGAAUCACUUGCUGAGUUUGUCAAUACAGAAGGAGGAACCAAUGUGAAGAUUGCUGCAACUCCCUCCAAUGUUGUGGUGCUCACAGCUGAGAAUUUUAACGACAUUGUUCUGGAUGAAACUAAGGAUGUAUUGGUUGAGUUUUACGCACCAUGGUGUGGACACUGUAAAAACCUUGCUCCUACUUAUGAGAAAGUUGCCACAGCAUUUAAACUUGAGGAAGAUGUAGUGAUUGCGAAUCUCGAUGCUGAUAAACACAGGGAUCUUGCUGAAAAGUAUGAUGUGAGUGGGUUUCCUACAUUGAAGUUCUUUCCAAAGACCAACAAAGCUGGACAAGAUUAUGAAGGUGGGAGGGACUUGGAUGACUUUGUGACAUUUAUCAAUGAGAAAUGUGGUACAAGUCGUGAUGGGAAAGGACAGCUUACAUCAAAAGCUGGUAUUGUUGAAAGCUUGGAUGCCUUGGUAAAGGAGUUUGUUGCUGCGGGUGAUGAAGAUAAAAAGGCAGUAUUUUCCCGCAUUGAAGAGGAAGUUGAUAAGCUCCAGGGUUCUGCUUCAAGGUAUGGAAAGAUGUACGUGAAGGCUGCAAAGAAAUUUACUGAGAAAGGUUCUGAUUAUGCCAAGAAUGAAAUCCAGCGCCUGGAGCGCAUUCUUGAGAAGGCUGUUAGCCCGUCAAAGGCUGAUGAGUUGACACUUAAGAAGAAUAUCUUGUCAGCAUUUGCAUAAACAUAGAGGAACAUUUGUUAGCCAUCUAUCCUCCAAGAUAGCAUUCCGCCCCCCAGCAUUUUGAGAUGCCAAAACAGCAGGAAGAUUUUCAGCAUGGAGACUUCUUGUGACUCUUUGGCCUUGUAUAAUGAAUGCAUAGAUAUUUUGGGGGAAGAUAUUUUAUCUCUCUCGUCCCCAUCUCUGUAGUUUGACCCGAGGGAUUUUUGAAACAUGAUGACAUUUACCAUUAUGUUUGAUGACACUCACUUUUACGUGAUAAUUGCUAUGGGGGAAUGGCCACCAUAACUGAGUACCUAGAAAUGGAUUAAUUUGAUGACAUUUCUACCA
Molecule: messenger RNA, 1672 nt
Organism: Arachis duranensis
Lineage: Eukaryota; Viridiplantae; Streptophyta; Magnoliopsida; Fabales; Fabaceae
Product: probable protein disulfide-isomerase A6
Exons: 13
Coding region: 212-1345 (377 amino acids)
Biological process (GO): protein folding
Cellular component (GO): endoplasmic reticulum
Molecular function (GO): protein disulfide isomerase activity
Source: RefSeq, a predicted model, not a curated record